GGUGGGGCGAGGGGGUAAGAGUAGGGUGGAGGGGUAGGAGGAUUUACUCUUUCAGCCAGAGCAUCGCGAGUCCCUUCCUCCUCCUCCCCCCUGCCCGGGCUCCGGCGUGGAGGCGGGGCGUGGCCGGCCUGCUUUGGGAGGGGAGGGGCUUUUCCCCUUCCCUGCUGGGCUCUGCCUGGGCGGCUCUGGGGUCGCGCUACCUCGGGGCAUCCACUCUGCAGUCGAACAGUUUCCGCCGGGGAUAAAGGGUAGGAUCUGCUGGAAGAAGCGCAGCUGCCGCGCCGCCACCACCACGAAGACACACCAGGCUUGGGGCACGAGGCUAGCUGGAGACCAAGCUCCCUAGUCUGGGUAACCUGGGAAGCAGUGGGUAGUUAAGUGGCGCCUUAAGGUAACCCUGUAGCAGCAGCAGUGGCGGCCAAAGGAGGCUGCUCAGGGUACAAGCAGCUGUAGGAGUCUCUGGGGCGAUCGGAGUGACCGACGCCAAGGCAGCUCAGUGCCUCUCGUGUUCUUAUUUUUUAACCUCUGACUAUGCAAUUCUGAAACCUCCCCCAUUCGGGGGACCAGACAGCCCGACAGACACCUUCCACUCUCCUCCCGCCCUGGUCUCAAGAACAGAAGGAUCUCUCCUAACGCCUUUCACCAUUAAGAGGAAAGCGAUGGAGGAGCUGAGCGCUGAUGAGAUCCGACGGAGGCGCCUCGCUCGACUUGCUGGUGGACAGACUUCCCAGCCGACCACCCCGCUUACCUCUCCCCAGAGAGAGAACCCUCCGGGGCCUCCUCUAGCAGCGUCAGCCCCAGGCCCCUCCCAGAGUCUUGGUCUCAAUGUCCACAACAUGACCCCAGCUACCUCCCCAAUAGGUGCAUCAGGAGUAGCCCAUCGAAGCCAGAGCAGUGAAGGAGUCAGUUCUCUCAGCAGCUCGCCCUCCAAUAGCCUUGAAACACAAUCUCAGUCUCUCUCACGUUCCCAGAGCAUGGAUAUCGAUAGCGUCUCUUGUGAGAAAAGCAUGUCCCAGGUGGAUGUGGAUUCAGGAAUUGAAAAUAUGGAAGUUGAUGAAAAUGAUCGAAGAGAGAAAAGGAGCCUCAGCGACAAGGAGCUGUCAUCGGGUUCUGAAGUGUCUGAAGAACAGGCCUUACAGCUGGUCUGUAAGAUCUUUCGAGUCUCUUGGAAGGACCGGGACAGAGACGUCAUCUUUCUUUCUUCUCUUUCUGCACAAUUUAAGCAGAACCCAAAAGAAGUGUUCUCUGAUUUUAAGGACUUGAUUGGCCAGAUUUUAAUGGAAGUGCUAAUGAUGUCUACUCAGACUCGAGAUGAAAACCCAUUUGCCAGUCUGACAGCCACCUCACAGCCAAUUGCAGCGGCAGCUCGGUCACCGGACAGAAAUCUCACGCUAAAUACUGGCUCCAAUCCAGGAACAAGUCCCAUGUUCUGCAGUGUGGGUUCCUUCGGUGCCAGCUCUUUGUCUAGUUUGGGAGCCUCUGGUGGGGCAAGUACUUGGGAUUCCUACAGUGACCAUUUCGCCAUUGAGACCUGCAAGGAGACAGAUAUGCUGAACUACCUCAUCGAGUGUUUUGACCGAGUUGGAAUAGAGGAAAAAAAAGCACCAAAGAUGUGCAGCCAGCCAGCAGUCAGCCAGCUUCUGAGCAACAUCCGCUCACAGUGCAUAUCCCAUACUGCAUUAGUACUCCAAGGUUCCCUCACACAGCCAAGGUCCAUGCAGCAGCCAUCCUUCCUGGUGCCGUAUAUGCUGUGUAGAAAUCUCCCGUAUGGCUUUAUUCAAGAACUGGUGAGAACCACUCACCAGGAUGAAGAAGUUUUCAAGCAGAUCUUUAUCCCCAUUUUACAAGGCCUGGCUCUUGCUGCCAAAGAGUGCUCCCUUGAUAGUGACUACUUCAAAUAUCCCCUCAUGGCUUUGGGUGAGCUCUGUGAAACCAAGUUUGGGAAGACACACCCCGUGUGCAAUUUGGUUGCUUCUUUGCCGUUGUGGUUGCCUAAGUCCCUAAGCCCUGGCUCCGGGCGGGAGCUGCAGCGACUCUCUUAUUUGGGGGCUUUCUUUAGCUUCUCAGUCUUCGCAGAAGAUGAUGCUAAAGUGGUUGAAAAGUAUUUCUCAGGGCCUGCUAUUACCCUGGAAAAUACGCGCGUGGUUAGCCAAUCAUUGCAGCAUUACUUGGAGCUGGGAAGGCAAGAGCUUUUCAAGAUUCUGCAUAGUAUUUUGUUAAACGGUGAAACCCGUGAGGCUGCCCUUGGUUACAUGGCAGCUGUUGUCAAUGCCAAUAUGAAAAAAGCACAGAUGCAGACAGAUGAUAGAUUGGUUUCUACAGAUGGAUUUAUGCUGAAUUUUCUCUGGGUGCUGCAGCAGCUAAGUACAAAGAUCAAGUUAGAGACAGUUGACCCCACGUAUAUAUUCCACCCGAAGUGUCGGAUUACUCUGCCCACUGAUGAGACCAGAGUGAACGCGACAAUGGAGGAUGUGAACGACUGGCUGACGGAACUUUAUGGAGAUCAGCCUCCAUUUUCUGAGCCGAAAUUCCCUACGGAAUGCUUCUUCCUUACCCUGCACGCCCACCACCUCUCCAUUCUGCCGAGUUGCCGUCGCUAUAUCCGCAGGCUCCGGGCCAUCCGGGAGCUCAAUAGCCAUCUAAUACGUGUGAGGUGGUACCGCACUGUGGUUUUGAUUUGCAUUUGCCUCCUGGUUAGUGAUGUUGAGCACCUUUUGGGGACACCGAAGGAAGUAGAGGAACAGGCAGUAACAGUGACCUCAGAGAAGGGCCUUCCAAGCAGAGGGGACGAUUGUAAAAGAAAAGGAGGACAUGCCAUCAGUAAAGUCGCCUGUUGUUUUGGAACCGUAGAAGAUUUGAAAAAUAAUGAAAGCCAAUGGAAAGAUUCCCCACUGGCAACUAGACACCGCGAAAUGCUGAAGCGAUGCAAAACUCAGCUUAAGAAACUGGUACGAUGCAAGGCCUGUGCUGAUGCUGGUUUACUUGACGAGAGCUUCCUGAGAAGAUGUCUGAAUUUUUAUGGCCUUCUCAUUCAGCUGCUGCUCCGCAUCCUGGACCCUGCCUACCCCGAUGUGACACUGCCUUUAAGUUCAGACGUCCCCAAGGCGUUUGCAGCAUUGCCUGAGUUUUAUGUAGAAGAUGUUGCUGAAUUUUUAUUUUUUAUUGUACAAUACUCGCCUCAGGUGCUCUAUGAGCCCUGCACUCAGGAUAUUGUGAUGUUCCUCGUUGUGAUGUUGUGCAACCAGAACUACAUCCGAAAUCCAUACCUGGUGGCCAAACUGGUAGAAGUCAUGUUUAUGACCAACCCUGCUGUCCAGCCACGAACCCAGAAGUUUUUUGAAAUGAUUGAGAACCAUCCUCUCUCCACCAAAUUAUUGGUCCCUUCCCUGAUGAAGUUUUAUACAGAUGUCGAGCACACCGGAGCUACCAGUGAGUUCUAUGACAAGUUCACCAUUCGCUAUCACAUUAGCACCAUUUUUAAAAGCCUUUGGCAAAACAUAGCUCACCACGGCACCUUCAUGGAGGAGUUCAAUUCUGGGAAGCAGUUCGUUCGCUAUAUAAACAUGCUGAUCAACGACACGACGUUUUUGCUCGACGAAAGUCUGGAGUCCCUGAAGCGGAUCCACGAAGUGCAGGAGGAGAUGAAGAACAAAGAGCAGUGGGAGCAGCUGCCCCGGGACCAGCAGCAGGCCCGUCAGUCUCAGCUCGCUCAGGAUGAGCGGGUCUCACGCUCCUAUCUCGCCCUGGCCACAGAAACCGUGGACAUGUUCCACAUCCUCACGAAGCAGGUCCAGAAGCCAUUCCUCAGACCGGAACUUGGACCCCGAUUGGCUGCAAUGCUGAACUUUAAUCUUCAGCAACUCUGUGGCCCCAAGUGCCGGGACCUGAAAGUUGAAAACCCUGAGAAAUACGGCUUUGAACCAAAGAAGCUGUUGGACCAACUGACUGAUAUUUACUUGCAGCUGGACUGCGCGAGGUUCGCGAAAGCCAUUGCCGACGACCAGAGAUCCUACAGCAAAGAGUUGUUCGAGGAAGUCAUUUCGAAGAUGCGGAAGGCAGGAAUCAAGUCCACGAUCGCGAUAGAGAAGUUCAAGCUUCUCGCCGAGAAGGUGGAGGAGAUAGUGGCCAAGAACGCGCGGGCCGAGAUCGACUACAGCGACGCGCCGGACGAGUUCCGAGACCCUCUGAUGGACACCCUGAUGACUGACCCGGUGCGGCUGCCCUCCGGCACCAUCAUGGACCGCUCCAUCAUUCUGCGGCACCUGCUGAACUCCCCCACGGACCCCUUCAACCGGCAGACGCUGACCGAGAGCAUGCUGGAGCCAGUGCCAGAACUGAAAGAGCAGAUUCACGCCUGGAUGCGAGAGAAGCAGAACAGUGACCAUUGAACUGUCCCUUGGCCGGCCGGCCGGCAGGCGCAGCAUCGGUGGCGACAUGCUCUUCACACGCAGAGGCCAAACGUGGCAGACACCGAGCCCACCCACCGCGACCAAACGGUGGCCGUCUGGAAGGACAUGAGUGAGAAGAGGAGCCCGAUUCCUGUACAUAUAUUUAAGUGACAAACGUGGUCAAAAGCUUGAGGGACACAUUUUAUGAUUGGUUGCUUGUGUAAUGAAGCACGUCCUUCAUGUGUCACAAUUUGGGGCUAUUGCAGCGGAAGUUUUUUAGUGAUUGAUAAUGAAUGGGUCUGGGCAGCAUCCCCUCCAUUUUUUUUCUUUUAUUUUUUUUCCCCUAAAUCCAAUAUCCACUGAUUUGAUUGUGAUUAGAGAACCUUGGACAUUUUGCUGCUAAAGAAUCUUUCCCCCCUUCCCUUUCCUUCCUGACCCUACUUGCACUGCUGUGGAUUUUUUUAAGAGAAGCAAAAACGAAACUAAAUUCCUUUCCUUGGCCCUCCAAACAUAUAUUCUGUGAGAUAACUGUGCCUGCAACAAAGUGUUAAUCCUGGGAUCGUAUUUUUAUAUCAUAUUCACAUAUUUGUUUUUUUAAUUGGUGUUAGAUGACAUGAUUAAUAAAAAAGGCAAGAUAUUUUCAGAAUUUGAAUUUCAGUUUUUAUUUUUAUUUUUCUUUCUAUUUUGAAAUGUCCCUUAAAAAUUUUUUUAUGCUAAGCAAAAUGAAGAGAAUCCUGUUGCUCUGGUCCUUGUCAUGAGCCCUCUCUUAGGAACCGAAGGAGCAGCUGCAGCAAAGGGCAUGUUGAAGUCUAUCAGGAUUAAACGACUUCGGGUUGGGGGGAGGGAGGGGGGUGUUUUUAAUGCUACGUGACAGUUCGAAACCGUUACAGUUGUCCUAUGAGGGUACAUAAAUUCCUCAACUCGGGGCCUGUGAGUUCAAAGCAGGGGUCAUGUAUAUGAUGUGUCCUUUGGGGCUUGGCCUUACCAAAGCAGAAAAGGGGUGCAAGAAAUGUGGAGGUAUGUCUGCUUGUAAAACACACACAGGCAAACACACCCACACACACGCACAGAAACAUAAGACUUUUUGUAUUACUGCUCCCUACUUCACAUACUUGAAUUCUCGAAUUUCCUUUGGGGUAAAAAAGGAUUUGAAACCAUAAAGUGUUUUGAAGAAAUUAAGUCUACAAAAACAUACUUUCUUUUUCUCUUCCUUUUUUCCCCCUCCACAGACAAUGUCCUCUGUUCAAUUCCUAAUGCAAACUACAAUAA
Molecule: messenger RNA, 5657 nt
Organism: Molossus molossus (Pallas's mastiff bat)
Lineage: Eukaryota; Metazoa; Chordata; Mammalia; Chiroptera; Molossidae
Gene: UBE4B
Product: ubiquitination factor E4B
Exons: 29
Coding region: 660-4388 (1242 amino acids)
Biological process (GO): protein polyubiquitination
Cellular component (GO): cytoplasm; ubiquitin ligase complex; nucleus
Molecular function (GO): ubiquitin-ubiquitin ligase activity
Source: RefSeq, a predicted model, not a curated record